Dicentrarchus labrax (European seabass) is the source of this 3668-nucleotide messenger RNA. RefSeq names its product inositol 1,4,5-trisphosphate receptor-interacting protein. The record is from RefSeq and is a predicted model, not a curated record. NCBI's taxonomy places the organism in Eukaryota, Metazoa, Chordata, Actinopteri, Moronidae. Gene Ontology annotation, cellular component: membrane. The coding region runs from base 168 to 2027 and encodes 619 amino acids. The transcript has 2 exons.
CACAUGGGCAGGGUGUGCAGGAAAUAAGUGACGAAAGACAACCUACAACUACAUCCAAAAUAGGAAGAGAUCACUGAGCCUCUUGCUUCCUCCUUUGUACCUAUUCAUACAUUACCGGAACAUCGCCGUAUCAAGAUCAUUGAUCACUUCUUCUGACAGUACUGACGAUGCAAGAUACUCUGCUGCGAGUGUUUGUGGUGGCUCUGAGUUUUCUUACGCAUCUGAGGGAUGACCAUGGGGUUGAGGAAUGGGAUGAUAUCAUCACAGUGGGCAUGCAAAAGCAUGAAGAGAGGUUGCUGAGAGGAGGUGAUAAACUGGACCACAUAAUGGCACCUGUCAGUGACGAAAUGACACAUACCGACAAUGGAGGGCCUUUGAAUGACAUAAAAAACAUCCCCAAGGAACAAAAACAAUCUGAUCAACAUUUUAUUGAAAAAGAUAAAAUGUCAGAAGAUGUGACUGGGGGACAUUUUAUGGCAAAUUCUGAUCCACAAAACUACAAAAGUGACCCUGAGACUGAUCUGAAGAAUUCACAAACAGACCACAAGCAAAAAGAAGAAGACAUCCAGCCUAAUGACUCUUUGAAAGACUCAAGCAGAACACAGGAACAACAAGAAAAGCCUACAGAGAAGGAAGUGUUCAGCCCCAAAGAACAAGAAUCACCUCUUUCACACUUUCACACCAAGAUAUCAGAAAACGAAACUUCAGAGAAGGCGGUCGCUGAUUGGGAGAAGGAUUACCUCUGGUACAUAUGGAACACACUCUCCAUCAUUUCCAUGAUCCGCUUAUUCAGGAAAUAUCUAGGGAACAAUUCUCAAAUGAAACAAGAAGAAACCAGGGUCUUCCCAGUGACCUCCACUGCUGCUGAAGUGCCUUUACCAGACAGCGACACUCUGCUGCGAUUUCAUUCUAAAUGUAUUCAAGUCUCACCCAAUAAGUGGAGUGGGUUUUUGGAGGGGUUUGUAAAUGAUCUACUGGAUGCCAUGAAGACUGUCUGUGAUAGAAAUGGUGGUAUGGUGAUUAAGGACUUUCAGAUGGUGGACCUGUGUGAUAUCAUCGUCCCCUUUACCCCACCUGAUCCGUAUAGUUUUCAGUGUCUGCUCUGUAACAACCAGGCGAGUGAUCGGCUUCCAGAUAUGCAGGUCUGUGGUCAAAUAAAACUGGUGGAAAAUAAGAAAAUCCCAAAUGGCUGCCCCUGUCAGUCUACUGCCGCAGAUGAUAUGGUUUGCCUGCUCCAUUGCGAGACUGAGAAAGUAAAGACGAAAAUUACUGAUGUUUGUGAUGGCCUUCUUUGCAUGAAGAACUCCCCAUUCCUGUCACAAUCACAGGUUACUAGAUGGUUUCAAAGCACCAUCAAACAAGCGUGGGCACUGAUUUCACACAAGUAUGAGUUUGAGUUCAACAUUCCCUACAUUGCUGCUCCAGGUGCUUUAGUAGUUAGAUUCCGAUCUGGGAAAAAGAUUCGCUUCAGUAUGAAUCCUGUGGUUAAAUUCAACACUGAUGCUCAUUUCUUUGUUACUCCUGGCUCCCCAAACAACUUGGAUACUUUCUGGACUCUCUCCUUGACCAACUAUGAAGAUCGUUUCUUAGAUCACAUCUCUAAACAUCUGCCUGAUGACUCAUGCCACAGUCAAACUCUUGAAAUUGCACAUUUCCUUCUCGAGAGACAGACUGCACUAUCAGAAAGAAGUGCUCUCAAGGGUUUUCAUUUCAAAACUGCACUAAUGCAUUUGCUUUUGACCAAAGACCCAUCAGAGUGGAAACCAAACUUUCUGGCUUGUAGGUUACGAGACUUACUGGCCUUCAUGGAGAGACGCCUUGAGAAAAAGCUGCUGCACCAUGUUCUAAUUGGGGACCCUUUAACUCAGAAGGUUAUUGAGCUCCCUGCUGAAUUCACUCAAGUAAAGGCUGUGAAUCUCUUCCAUCCCCUUGUGGUACACCACUGUAUCUACAGAAACGCUGUAACACAUUUCCAGGAAAUGCUUAGAAAUGCACACAUGCUGAUACAUGACUAUGUUGUGUAUUGACAGUAUCAAUUGUUUCAUUUAAAGAAAAUUGUGUACACAUUUAAAUUGACAUAUGCAAUAUACAAAGGGUUUUAUUUAAAAUGUUGUAUCAUUUCCACAGGACUGUGCUUUUAGUAAUCAUGCUCCCAGUACUUUAGAAAGUCUUCAUGCUCAGCCAUGUCAGGGUCCUCCAAACUGAACGUGUCAGCAUCGUAGGAUUUCAUCCAAGGAUCAACCGCUGCAUAUCGGUCCUUCCAGCUCAAAUCCACCUUCCAAGAGUGACUGGAGGUUACAUCUCUAGAAGCUGUUGAAAUAGGACAUGAUAAAUUCCAAAGAGGAGCAUCAAGGGACUCAUUUAGUAUGUUAAGAUUCAGCAUGAUUACCAGAUAAAAUUUCCGUUGAAUUUGCCAGUACAAGACAGCAAAAAUGCUUCAAGUUGACUCACGUUCAAGUUAUGCUUUAUGCCAAUUUGAGGAUUAUGUAUAAGGCUACUGUAUUUCAUACUGGAGGUACUUCUCCCAUAAUGUGUUUUUAAAAAAAAAAAAAAACGAAACAUUACCCUUUGGCUUUGCAGAGGGGCAGGUGGAGUCACAACAGGUGCAAACAGAGUCAUCACCAUACAGCUCCUUCCACCUAAACCAUAAGCAAGGUGGUCAGAUCUUGAAAUGCCAUUUGACAAGCUUUGUGAUAGACAAAAAACAGAUCAAUGCAAUACACACUCACCAAGUGGCAGUACUCAAUACAAGCAAGUGCUGAACAAAAGCUUAAGUUCUCCUCCUCCUCCUCCCCCCCGCAGUCAAGUACACAAAACAUUUCAUCUACAAAGACUUUCAAAGUGACUUUUACUUUAACCAAACUCACUUUUUGGUAGUGGGAUCAUAAUUGCAAGCCUUUGAACUCAGAGUUGGAGUAAGGGUCCCCACAGAGACGUCACAGUGCAUGUAGAGUUGCUGAAAUACAUUGUUUGAGUUAUCAUACUUUCAAAUAGAAAAUGUAUAGAUCUGUGCCAUUUGCUCUUUACGGUACCUGUGAUGAGGACGAAGUAGAAAUCUUGUCUUUAAAAAUCAAGGCAACCACACUGAAUUUCUGGGUCAUCUUUGAGGCAUCACUGUGGAACUUUGACUGGCCAGUCACAACGCCAUCAAUCAUACAGCUGCAAUUAAAGAGAAAUACACAUUUACCUCCAACCACCAAGUUACACACCCAUCUUAUUUCUGAAAAGAUUCAAAUCUUACCCUUGGUUAUCAAUGACUGUAUAUUUAGGAUUGGAGUUGGGGUCUUGGGAGGCUGUCAUAAAGCACUUGUUAAUGUACACCCUCUGUGCUCCAAAACCUGCUGUGCUUUUUGCUUGCUUGACCUCAAAGUACAUUGGCUGGCCCAAGGUGUAGGUUUUGGCACCAACGAUUUCAUUCCCUGAGGCUGUGGAAAAGGAUGUCUGUCAUUCAACGGUCUUAGAUCUUAAUCUAUUGAGCUAUUGUACACUUUAAGGGAUUAAGUUACAAAAAACAAACCAUGUAAAACCUGCAGUGAUGAAUCCCUGUGAAUACUUGCUGUAGUAUUGCAUCUUUACAUUGUAUUUAGUAAAUGUUCAAAUGCUUAAGACAAAUGACAGACAUUGCUAUGUGGCAUUAAAAAAGGUUGAUAAAAUUUGCAUGAGCUAAA